Podospora pseudocomata is the source of this 483-nucleotide messenger RNA. RefSeq lists its product as uncharacterized. The record is from RefSeq and is a predicted model, not a curated record. The coding region runs from base 1 to 483 and encodes 160 amino acids. Lineage: Eukaryota; Fungi; Ascomycota; Sordariomycetes; Sordariales; Podosporaceae. The transcript is spliced from 2 exons.
AUGGAGGCUCCAGCCGCACUGCUCUCGGGAUCGUCAUGUUUCGGGCAAUUGCAGGUGUGCGUGAACACCUGCGACCCCUACUUCCUCCCUUUCAUCCCACUACUGGAGACAUAUCACCCGGAUUACAUAGGGUUAGGGUUAUAUGAGCCACUUGCACAUCUCACAAGCGUGCCUCGGCUCCCCGCCAUUGUUCGGAUCUCGAACUCCCUCGACUCUCCACGGAGAAGCGAUUCCAGACUUGUUUCUCAGAUUCUCCAGAGAAAAGUGCUGUCAAACCUUCAGAACUGUCUUGCAGAAUUAAAACUCCCGUUUCAUCACAGCUUCACUACCGCAAGCCACAUAAGGACAAAAUCUUCCGGCACGGGACCGGUCCCGACAAGACACACCCACACCACCCAACACCACCUCAUACAACAGCGAACCUUCAAGAAACGAGGGAGGGCGCGGCACUCGGCUUCGGCUCCGACGAGAGAACCUGCAUAA